Messenger RNA from Paraphaeosphaeria sporulosa, 1000 nucleotides. RefSeq lists its product as uncharacterized. NCBI's taxonomy places the organism in Eukaryota, Fungi, Ascomycota, Dothideomycetes, Pleosporales, Didymosphaeriaceae. Gene Ontology annotation, molecular function: transcription coregulator activity. Gene Ontology annotation, biological process: regulation of transcription by RNA polymerase II. The transcript is spliced from 2 exons. The record is from RefSeq and is a predicted model, not a curated record. Gene Ontology annotation, cellular component: mediator complex. The coding region runs from base 53 to 826 and encodes 257 amino acids.
CAACUUCAAAACAUUUGCAUUUCUCAAUUUUCGUCCGUGAUCAGUCUCACGCAUGGCAUCAAAUACGAAUCAGGCUCCUCCCGGGGAGCCUGCGAAGGCGGACAUCGCCUUGCUUGAGUCCUUGCGGACCAGGUUGAUGUCGCUGGUGUGGAUUCUGGAGCAGAUGAAGAAAGAGCUCAUGGCAAACCCGACAGCACCGCCGGACUGGCCCACUAUUCAGCGCAGCAUCUCCGCUGUUAGCAACACCAUAACCUCCAUCCAGUCCUUCAUCAACAAAGAUCCCGAAACCCACUCCACCUUCCGCGCCCUCCACUCGUUCCCCAUCCCGCCCUUCCCAGCCGCAAACGAGUCGCUUGGAACGAUCAUAGAAGCCAUUUUGUCCAAAGAGCCCGGCGCAAAGGAAAAAGACUGGAUCCUUGACAAAAUCAUUAAAGCCGCCGAAUUUGCGCACGUGCCUAGUGAUUGGGAUAUUCAGGCGAAACCCCCAGUCGAUGAGCAAGACGAGGAUAUGGACGAGGGCGGAGAGGGUAGCUUAAAGCUCAGAAGACAGAAGGCCAAUCUGGACGAGGACCAGCUCGCGGACCUGUGGAGAGAUGUGUAUGAUAUUGUGAAUGAGGUGGCGAAGGUCUCCAACCAAAACCAGGAGGAGGACGACUCUAGCGCGUCAGGCGACGAGGAAGAUGAGGAGAUGGAGGAUGUGUUAGAGACGGGAACGCCUGUGCAGGGUGUAGGGGGCGAGAAGGAGAAGAAGGUCAAGGAGGAGCAGCCGAUGAUGUCGCUCGAUACGAUUCACAGGUUCAUGUCGACGGGAUCGACAUUUCGGUAGCCUCGGAUUGUAAAACUCUGUGGCAGCGUAACGAGCGAAAGAUGGAUGGCAUGGCUUCGGCGUAACGGAGCAGAUAUGAUACCAAUGGUCUUGCCAAGGCAUGGCAAUCGGUUUGUAGGACUGAAUCGAACAUGUUUUGGGUAUAAUGCUACGAAGGCUCAUCUUGAUCUCGUG